AUGAUGGUAAUAGCUGUAGGUUUAUCUUCUUAUGGUAUAGCUUUAUUCCACUUAGUUAAUCACGCCUUUUAUAAAGCACUUCUUUUCUUAGGAGCCGGUGCGGUUAUUCAUGCUGUAGCGGAUAACCAAGACUUUAGAAGAUAUGGGGGACUAAGACCAUUUUUACCGCUAACUUAUUCAGUAAUGCUUAUCGCUUCUUUAAGUUUAGUAGCUUUCCCAUUUAUGACAGGUUUCUAUUCUAAAGAUUUUAUUCUUGAGUCUGCAUAUGGUCAAUAUAAUUUUUCUGGUACAGUUGUGUAUAUAAUUGCUACUAUAGGAGCAAUGUUUACUACAUUAUACUCUGUAAAAGUACUAUAUUUAACAUUCUUAACAAAUCCUAAUGGACCUUUAAUCAACUAUAAAAAUGCACAUGAAGGUGAUAUCUUUAUGAGCUUACCUUUAAUGAUUUUAGCGGUAUUUUCUAUCUUCUUUGGGUUUGUAACAAAAGAUAUGUUUAUAGGGUUGGGUUCUGGAUUCUUUUCAGAUAAUGCGUUAUUCAUACAUCCUAGUCAUGAAAUUAUGUUAGACACUGAAUUUGGAGUAGCAACUCUGUUUAAGUUAUUACCUUUAAUAUUUACUACAUCAUUAAGUGUACUAGCUAUUCUUUUAUCUGAAUUUUUAUCUAGUAUAUUAAUUACUUUUAAACUAUCUAGAACAGGUUAUAAUAUAUUCAGUUUCUUUAACCAACGUUUCUUAAUAGAGCUAUUUUAUAAUAGAUUCGUUACGGGGAUCGUAUUAAAACUUGGUGGACAAACUACUAAAGUUUUAGAUAAGGGAUCUGUGGAGUAUAUAGGACCAUAUGGACUUGAAAAAGGACUAUUGAAUAUAAGUAGUAAUAUUAGUAAGCUUAACACAGGAUCUGUAACAACUUAUGCAUUAUACAUUACUACAGGAAUAGUGUUGUAUAUCACUUUCUCUAGUUAUAUACAUGAAAACAUUUUACCAUUAUCUCUUCUUUUAGGAGGAUGUUUAUCAUUUAAUAAUAAUAAUAAAUCAAUUAAUAUUAUGACAAGUUCUACUCCAGAUCCCGUAUCUGAUUUUGUUUCAUGCUCUAAAGUUAUAGGUUCUACUUUACGAGGCAAAUUCUAG
Didymella exigua CBS 183.55 is the source of this 1128-nucleotide messenger RNA. RefSeq lists its product as uncharacterized. The coding region runs from base 1 to 1128 and encodes 375 amino acids. The transcript has a single exon. Gene Ontology annotation, molecular function: NADH dehydrogenase (ubiquinone) activity. The record is from RefSeq and is a predicted model, not a curated record. Gene Ontology annotation, biological process: ATP synthesis coupled electron transport; electron transport coupled proton transport. NCBI's taxonomy places the organism in Eukaryota, Fungi, Ascomycota, Dothideomycetes, Pleosporales, Didymellaceae.